Molecule: messenger RNA, 2243 nt
Organism: Hydra vulgaris (swiftwater hydra)
Lineage: Eukaryota; Metazoa; Cnidaria; Hydrozoa; Anthoathecata; Hydridae
Source: RefSeq, a predicted model, not a curated record
GCUACGUCGUGAAUAAUAAAGUUCUGAAGUUCCUGGUGUUAUAAAAGUAAAUAAACUUAUUGUAAAAUUAAACAAAGAUAUGUUUAACAAGCUUAGUGUCAAGUUAUCAUCUGUUAAUGCUACAGAAAUAAAUCCUAAUAAAGCAUUGUCAUCAAUCAAUCCAUCAACUAGUUUAACAGAAAUUCAGUUAAAGAAACCUAGUUUUAUGUGUUCUGCUUGUAUGAUGUCGUUUACAAGAAAAGAUAACAUGAAAAGACAUGCAUUACAGGCGCAUAAAACCAUUUUUAGAGAUAAUCAAUCCAAAGAUAAAAGAACGCCAUGUCAUUAUCAAAACUGCAGCCAAGUAUUUUUUUCAAAAUGUUAAACUUAUUAACAUAGAGGAGUGUCAUGAAGGUAUAUUUACCAAAGAAUCUUACAUUUUUUUUAUCAGAAUCUGAAUUUUUAGCAUGGAAGGAAAAAGAGGAACUUAAUAGUUAUAUUUUUUUCAGUAAACAAACUGGUAGUUUUUUCACUGGAAUAAAUAUAAAUAAAGAUGUAAAAACAAGUUAUUAUAUUUGUCAAAAUGAUGAUCAUUCAAAACCGCAUUGCUCUGUUGGUGAACCAGCAAGAAAAACUAAUAAAAGGUACUUAUGUUCAGUAUAUCUAAACUCAUAACCACAGUAUUGGUAUUACAAAUACCAUGUAUCAACCUAUACCAGGUAAUAUUAAAAAAAAACAUUUCCGCUAAAUUAUCAAUAGGUGUGCCUGUAAAUACAGUUUAUCGUGAUCUUAGAGAAAGUUUUGGAGACAGACAAAAUAGAAAUGAUGAAGAUACUGUUUUAACUAAAUCACAUCUUCUUACAAAAAAAAACAUUUCUGAUAUCAGCAGAGCAGUAAAAAAAAGAUGUCGGCUUCACCCUGAUGAUAGCGUUUCAACUUUUUUACUUGUUCAAAAGUUGAAGUCUGAAGAUUUUAAUAGCAUUCUCGUUUAUAAGUCACAAGGACAGCAAACUGUUAUUGGUCCAAAGGUGUAUGAUGACAUUGACCUUAAUAAGGAUUCCUUUGUGGUUGGUAUACAAACAAAGCAUCAACUAUCAAUGUUUGAAACACAUUCAUCUCAAAUUGUUUGUAUUGAUGCUACACAUUGUACCAAUCAGUAUGCAUUCCCUCUUGUAACUUUACUAGUUCGAGAUGAAUUUAAAAGGGGUUAUCCAGUAGCUUUUCUUAUUUCCAAUCAUGCAGAUGAACAAACCAUAACACCAUUUUUAGAGGAAAUAAAAAGAAGAUGCAAUAAUUCUGUAAAAGUUAAUGCUGUUAUGACAGAUGAUUUGUCAGGAUGGAAUGCUUUUACUAAUGUUUUUGGAGAUGUGCGCCACUUGCUAUGCAAAUGGCAUAAAAAACGUGCAUGGUGCAAUAAACUUCCUUUAGUUGGUCCAACUAAUUUACAAGAAGAAGUUUAUAGGAUCUUAGAGACAAUCAUUGACGAAAAAAACCCUGAUUUUUUUUUAUCAACUAUGAAUGGUUUUGUAAAGGCAUAUGAACAUAAAUGUCCUAACUUCAUUAGUUACUUUGUUACAUACUAAGCUCCACGACAUCUAAAAUGGACUUCUUGUUAUUGCAACUUUCAACAUGCAGACGCUGAUACUAAUAUGUUAUGUGAAUUAUUUCAUAACAAAUUGAAAACAGUUUAUAUGGAAAGACGACCUAAUAAAAGGUUAGACGAUUUAAUUAAUUUACUUUUAACAAUCGAAGAAAAUAGUUAUUGGCACUACAAAAGAGACACUAUUUAUCUUGGAACAUUAUCUCUCCCAAAAAAGUAUAAAAAAAGACAUGAAAAAGGAAUGUUGAUUUUGAUAAAUGUAUUAGAAAAUGUUCAUUAACUCAGUACACAGUUAAAAGUCAAUUAAAAGAUGUAACAUACAAUGUUGACAUUCUAACUGAAGCUUGUAAGGAAAGUUUGUGUUUGGAGUCAUGUAUAAAUCCAGCCUGUAAUGGUUUGUGUGAGCAUUUAUAUAGGUGUAGUUGUAAUGACAUUGUAAUCCUUUACAAGCAUGUUCAUAAGUUACAAUCAUUUCUUCUGAGAUCUCAAGAAAAAAACUGCCCAAAAGAAUCUUAGCUGAUGGUACAGGUAAUAAUCAAGUGAAGCAAAAAUCUCAAACAUUUAUUUAAUUUAUCUCCAAAUAUUUUAGCUUUUAAACAAGUUGGUUUAUUCAAGUUAAUUGGAUGUAAUGGAUAAUAUAUUACAGAGUAAAUAAGAAAAUAAA